Molecule: messenger RNA, 827 nt
Organism: Ipomoea nil (Japanese morning glory)
Lineage: Eukaryota; Viridiplantae; Streptophyta; Magnoliopsida; Solanales; Convolvulaceae
Product: 39S ribosomal protein L41-A, mitochondrial-like
Exons: 3
Coding region: 107-388 (93 amino acids)
Biological process (GO): translation
Cellular component (GO): mitochondrial large ribosomal subunit
Molecular function (GO): structural constituent of ribosome
Source: RefSeq, a predicted model, not a curated record
CCCAAAACCUCUAAUACUUAAUCGUUAAACCCUUUUCUUCAAUUAGAAAAUUAUCGUUGGUUUUGCAGAUUCCUACGCUGGUUCUUCGGGUAACAAGAAGAAGAAAAUGGUGCUGGGGCUAUUGCUUGGACUUGCAAGGUCAUCAUUCGGAAGAAAGCGAACAUCUUCUCUCGAAAUUCUCACUUCAAAAGGUGGUCCGAGGGGUUUCUACAAGGGCAAGAAUUGCAUACCCACGGGCUUCCACACUCGCAAAGGUGGUUAUGUCGUGGUUCCAGAAAAGCUUCCUAAUUAUGUGGUUCCAGAUUUAACCGGUUUCAAGCUAAAGCCAUACGUAUCGCAGUGCCCAACAGAAGCCAAAACAGCAGAGGCUGCCGAUUCUGCUAAAUAAUAUCAGUAGGAACUAGGAAGUACACAAUUGUUCCCCUCAAAUGCAUAUGCUGAUCAUGCUUCACUUCAAUGUACUUCGUUUAGCUCUUUCCUUUGAAAGAUUUCAUCGCACACUCUCACUAUAUUUUUCACGAGUGCAUUCCCCUAAUACAUUAGAUUAGCUGAUCCCUACGUGUUCGUUUCUUCACUCUCCAACCCCCUUUCGUGUUAUUAUUCGGGCUGUAAUAAUGUUAACCAUUGCUUCUUCUAUUCCUCAUUCUGCACCUUGAUGUUGCAGAUAGAUGGGUUAGCAGCUCCUUGGGUGCGGUUUUUGCCCCAUUCUUAGUAUAUUUUUUUUUAGAUCAUCAGGACGGGAAACGCCCAAAUCAAAGCACUACUAGUUACAAAGAACAUCUAGAUCUGUUGUUUAUUAAUGGAUAAGAUUGUGACUGUGGUUUCUC